Messenger RNA from Kazachstania africana CBS 2517, 1212 nucleotides. RefSeq names its product mitochondrial 37S ribosomal protein uS2m (gene MRP4). The transcript has a single exon. Gene Ontology annotation, cellular component: mitochondrial small ribosomal subunit; ribosome. NCBI's taxonomy places the organism in Eukaryota, Fungi, Ascomycota, Saccharomycetes, Saccharomycetales, Saccharomycetaceae. The coding region runs from base 1 to 1212 and encodes 403 amino acids. Gene Ontology annotation, biological process: translation. Gene Ontology annotation, molecular function: structural constituent of ribosome. The record is from RefSeq and is a predicted model, not a curated record.
AUGCAAAAAUACAUCAGACUUCAUCGAAGUUCGUUGCUUCAAUUAAGACAAUGCUUUGUUCGGUCUCAAUAUACAUCCACCAAAACUGAAUCAAAAUUAGGACAAGACUCGCACGAACAGUAUGACCCUGAAUCGAACUUACUCCGUCAAAAACAAUUUAAUCAAAACAUAACUAAGCAACUAAGGUCCUUCAUGCGAUUAUCUGGAGAUAACUUUACAAAAUUUGAUGCUAUAUUGAAAAAUCCCUUAACAGCCAAAGAAAAAUUACUUGAUGAAAAACUCUCAGAAUUUUUAGAAGAAUUUUCCAAUACAACAGCGUAUGAGCAUGUACAAUACUCUACAUCAUAUUCGACUCCAUUAACCAGCGAUAGAACUGGAGCUGCUAUAGAUAAAUUUCCAUUUUUAGAAACGUCCUCGAGUGAUAAAUCCUACACACCUCAAGAGCUGUUCCUACGCCAGCUAAACCAUUCUAAGCAUAUGGCAAGGCUGGGUGCUACAUUAAGGAGUUUGUAUUUCCCUCAAAGAGAUAUUUCAAAUCCACUGUCGCUUGACAGGAUAACUAUAAAGAAGCUAAUGGAAUCUAAUGUUCAUCUUGGCCAAUCUGUCUCGCUUUUAAGGCCAUCGAAUCAACAAUACAUUUAUGGUGAAUAUAAAGGCAUUCACAUCAUUGACUUAAAUAAGACAUUGACCCACUUGAAGAGGGCAAGCAGUGUAAUCGAAAAAAUUUCCGAAAAAGGAGGUAUUAUUCUUUACAUUGGUACGAAACCUAAUCAAAAAGUUGCCCUGGAAAGGGCCGCGAAACGCUCCAACGGCUAUUAUGUUGCAUCAAGGUGGAUUCCCGGUACUUUGACAAACUCAACAGAAAUCUCCUCUGUUUGGGGAAGACAUGAAGUUGAUGCUGCUGACCUACCGACUGGAAGACAACUAAAGGCGGAUGAAAAGAGCAAAAUCGUUAAGCCAGAUCUCCUAGUGAUUUUAAAUCCGAAUGAUAAUAGGAUUGCACUGUAUGAAGCAAUGAAGUCAAGAAUACCAACAAUAGGGAUUAUAGAUACAGAUUCUGAGUCUUCUCUCGUUACCUAUCCAAUACCUGGUAAUGACGAUUCCUUCCGUUCUGUCAACCUAAUUUUGGGUGUCUUGUCAAGAGCUGCUGAGAGAGGAUUAACUAGACGUUUGAGGCAAAACAAUCGUGUAAAUAUAGAAUCUACUACUUAA